Messenger RNA from Saccoglossus kowalevskii, 1165 nucleotides. RefSeq lists its product as uncharacterized. The record is from RefSeq and is a predicted model, not a curated record. Lineage: Eukaryota; Metazoa; Hemichordata; Enteropneusta; Harrimaniidae.
CAUGGGGUGUGGAUCGAGUUCUAGCCAAGGAGCACCUAAGCAGGCGGCUGCGGCAAAACAGUCGGGGAUUCCCGAAGACGCAGUACCGUACACGGGACCGUUACUCAACGUGUGCUUGAUCGAAGUGCCUGUUAAAAUGAAAACUGAAACAAACUUACUCGGAAUUAACGGAACCACGACUACGACCGACGUCGAUGCAUACUUCCCGCUUAUAGCCGCGCCGUAUUCCGAUGGAUUCGUUCUUCGACAGUUUACCCCCAUAACGGGAGCUCACAAGAGGGAUAAUAUGUUUUCUAUGAGUGGAACGCAACAAUAUCAAGCAAUAUUGUCGAAACCCACAAGUGACACAUCUGGAGAAUCGUGGCAGUUACAUAUCAUAAAAAGCGCUCUGGCGCCACAACUUCUAAACUCAGGUUUCAGUAUGAUGUUUUCUAUGAAGCACGGCGCAGUCGCCGAUACUUCGCAUUUACAUCAACAGUUAGCUGAACAGACGGCAAAAGGAGGUCGACUUGCCUGUUUGACAAUGUCAAUGGCGUCACAAGGACCAAGUACGACCCAGGCGUUGCAAGGACAUGGUGGAGUGAUGGGUGUAGACAUGUUCUUCAAUAUGCCGACACAUCCCAACCCCACCCUAUAUUCCUACCAAGCAGUUAACAUACAGGUCCCCUACAAAAUGGUGACUGGGUUGGCGUCGGCCUCCGUCAAAGUGGACCUAGACUGGAACGCUCAACUCCGGGCGUACUUAGCACAGGGAUGGAGGCUGACAGAUAUUUUCUUCGAUUCUUCUUCCAGCACGCGAAUGGGGUUCAUGUCUGCAUCCGGUGCGAUGAACUCGGUGUGGUUCUUUGAAAAGGACUGUUCAAUGAUAGACGAUCCGACUCCGGUGUACGAAGGCGUGGCAAUCGAGUACUGGCAGAAGAUUGUUGUGGGUAUGACUGGAAACAUGAAAGUGGAUGGAAAAUGGGACAAUACUAUCACACAGAUGGGACAGCGUGGGUGGGAACUCACCACGAUACUAAGUACACCUGAAAGCAAAUCUGCUGGAAUGACAAUGCAUAUGAAGAUUAUGAUGUUUUUCCAAAGGAAAAUAAUGACAGCGCCCUCUGUUAGCCAGGAUCCGUCAGCGAAGGAAAAUGCGCAAGUCUCGACCGAGCAGUAAUCCGAG